Messenger RNA from Morone saxatilis (striped sea-bass), 1571 nucleotides. RefSeq names its product armadillo repeat containing 7 (gene armc7). Lineage: Eukaryota; Metazoa; Chordata; Actinopteri; Moronidae. The record is from RefSeq and is a predicted model, not a curated record. The coding region runs from base 16 to 447 and encodes 143 amino acids. The transcript is spliced from 2 exons.
UACGACCCAAAGAACAUGGAGUAUCUGAAGGAGCUGCAGGUGACCGACCUCUUCUUGGACAUGCUCACUGAGGAGAAUGAGAACUUUGUGGAGUUUGGGAUGGGGGGGCUGUGUAACCUGAGUAUGGACCCUGAAUGCAGAGACAUGAUCCUGCAGAGCAGCGGGAUCAGCCUGGUCACAAAUCGUCUGUCGAGCCGGAGGGAGGAGACCGUCCUGUCAGCCAUCACAAUACUGAUGAACCUCAAAACGCCCUCAUCGCGGUCAGAGAUCACUGAUCCGGCCAUCCUGCAGUGCAUGCUGCGUUUCUCUCUGUCGGAGAGCCCCCGCCUGCGCAACCUGGCUGCUGUGUUCCUGCAGGACUGCUGCACCGAGGAGCAGGUGGCCCGAGCGGAGCAGCAGAUGCAGGGACAGCAGACGGCAGUCGGCAUACCGCUGCCCAAGGAAUAAAUUACAGCUGAGGUACUCAUGUUGGAGGACCAGUGGACAAGUUUGGUCUCUGAGAGAAUAAGAAAUAUGUCUACAGGCUAGAACAGCCUCCACUCUCCUGGUUUCAGUCUUUUCACCACAUUUUGGAACCUGGUUGCUUGGAUUUGCUCCCAUUCAGCCACAAGAGCAUUCAUGAGCUCCAGUACUGAUGCUUGGUGAUCUGGCUCAGUCAGUAUUGGAUGGGGUUGAGGUCUGAGCUCUGUGCAGGCCAGUCAAGCUUUAUAGAGCUGGCUUUGUGCACGAGGCUCGUUGUCAUGUCGAUACAGGACAAAAACAUACACAAACUGUUGACGCAAUGAUAGAAGUAAUAUUUUUAUUGUCUAAAAUUUCUAGAUUUUCCUUAACUGUCUACACUAUUUUGGCCAUAUAGUGUAUUUUUAAUGCUAAAGAACUUUUAAUCUAAUGUUCCAAUUAGAGUUUGGGAUUGCAAAAUACACUAACAAGAUCCCUCUUACAUUAUAAGACAUUUAAAGGACUGAAAGUGCUUCAGUACAGCAGGAGAGCCACAACCUGACAGCAGAACUGGGACAGCUUCAUAUUUUGUGUCUUUCAGUGAUGCCUGCAGCCUCAGUUUUAAUGAUCUUCUUGUGCAUCUUCAUUCCCUUAAAUAUGGAAUUUAACCUGCAGAUACAAGCUGCUAUUUUACAUCAAAGUGCACGUCAGAGCUGUUUGAAUUGAAGUGUUGUGCUCUUUCUUGCCACACGAGGGAGACUGGAUAGAAGGAUGAAGGGCUUGUUCUGCCUUAAGCGAUUGGCAGCAGGCAGUGUGAGUGUUUAAGAGAUUAAUCCAGUUGAUUAUUAAUGGCACAAAAACAGCAUGUGAACAAUUUGAUUUUGUUGACUUCCACACUGAUUGCCAAAAACUGUCUUAAGUGUACAGAGAGAAGGGAUCACUGACUGUAGUAUCAACAUCACCACCUAUCCCCCCCUCCCCUAAAAAAAAAAAUGUACAUUCCUUUGGCUUUGAAGUAAUUUCCUAAGACCCGGUUCGGAUGCUGGAGCAUGUUAAAGCCAACUGGUUGACUCUUGCACUUGGCGCGCUCUGUAAGAAUACCAUGUCCUGAAACAUUAAAUCCAAACCCAAAA